GGAGGGUUGUGAUUACGCUGAUCAGAUGACCAUACAGUCAGCCAGUUUGGUGACUGCAUUCAGCAACACUGCAUAAUAUAUUGGUGUCACAAGGACAAGAAAUCAUGUUGAUUAUUCUGUUGGUCGCAGCAAUGUUUGGCCAAGGGCAGUCAUGGAGCGACUAUGGGUAUUACUUCAUCACGGCAUUCCCAGAGAACAUUGCCUUCUACUAUCCAUUUAUUCCAUCAAAUUAUCUAAAAAUCACCGCCCUCUAUAAUGACACUUCAGUGGACGUGUACUUGAGUCACACAUUAAUGUUCACUAACACACUGCAAUCAGGAGACACUACAAUUGUGACCCUAAAUGUUGAGCAAUAUCAAUUCGGUCAAUCCUACAGGUCCGUCAUAAUAAACAGUUCAGAUUACAUUGUAGUGCUGUCAGUCAGUCAUCGAGGAGAUAGUGUGCAGACUAAUGUUGUUCAGCCUUUACAAAAUCUUGGUACAAUUUACACUAUCCCCUCUCUGAAUUACAGUGAGAUGAUUUCUACCUUCAAUGAAAUGGGUGAAAAUAUCAGCAAGAAAAACAGUUUAUUCAGGCUAGUCAUUAUAAACUCAGAAGAUGUAAAUAACCAUGUAAUAAUUCAACGACAACAGUUUCAGUACACGGAAAUCAUACUUAAUCCUAAUGGCCUUGUGCAACUUCCUAUCAAUGGUUCAGAAAUUGCCAUAGUAGCUGAUUAUAGAGUGGCUGUACUGCUUACCCACCCAUGUGUAGAAACAGCAAGUUGCAGGUGCAACAUGGUGGUGAACCAACUUCGUCCAGAUCUCCAGUGGAGUAAUUUGUUUUUGGUGCCCUCAGUAGUGCACAUGAGCAAAACUUGGCUACAUGUGACAUCAGCAAUGAACAUUCAACUGAGUGGUGCGAAUCUAGAACCCACUAAUUUUGCACCCUAUCCCUCAAAUCUCUUGUCCAUCCCAUCUGUGCAGUCAAAUUCCCAAUACAUCUUCGCCUCUGAUGCUGUUUCCCUUCGAAUUAUCAGUCCAGGCCUCUUUAUUGAACUGAUCCCACUAUACAUGUUUCAUGCUUGUUACCUGGUGCAGAUCAGUUCGACACAAGGUGAGGUCUUGGUGAUAGCUGAAACAGCCUACAAGGAUAAUGUGCACAUAGACAGCAGUUUGCUUUCAUCCACUGAUUGGAGCCCCAUCGCCCAAACACAGUACUCCUCUGUCUCCGUGAUCCUUGACGGUGAACACGUCAUCUGGCAUUCAUCCUCAAGAAUUGGAGUGUACAUGUUUGAGAGGAUGAGGAGUGGAAUUCUUUAUGGAGGCCCAGCUAUAGCUUUGAAGAUGCAGCCAGACCCUGUUGGCUGUUUAUUGCACUCUACUGGGUUUGAAAUCAUUCAAACACCCAUGACCUGGGUUCAAUCCUAUCAAAACUGUAUGUUAACAAAAGGUGACCUGUUCAGUCCAACCUCCGCGGAGGACCAAAUGCAGAUAAGCAACUUUCUGAAUAAUCAAGAAAUAAAAGAGGACCUCUGGAUUGGACUGCGGUGCAGUCUGUUCUCAUUGGACUGGUACUGGCAGAAGGGUAACAUGAGAAUAUACAACUUGAGCUACACGCAGUGGGCAACUGGGGAGCCCGGUGAUCAUGUGAAGGGCAUGUGUGCUUCAACAUCCCCAAAUCCAUCAGAUUCCAUCAUAAAUUGGAAAAGUGUGCGUUGCUGUACUAAUUUGAAGUCUGUCUGCUACAGGAAAGCUAAGUACUUCAGUCUGUAAGAACUAGCCACAGUGGUUGCUAAAACUUUAGGGUAAAAAAAUACAAUGACAUUACAAGAUAGCAUUUUGUAUAAAUUGUGUAUACUGUAUACAUAAUUAAAAUAAUCUAAUGUUAAUAUACCAACCUAAUUGAGCUACCAGUGUAGUAGUUCUAGUUGUAGUAAAUAUAUAGACACAUAGAUGUGGAGUUGUUUAUGAUCUAUGGACAAAUGAAAGAUUUCAGCUUAUUUCACAAGUACUUUCAGGAAGUUCAUAAUGGCUUUAUGUAUCUCAAGAAAUUGCUAUUACCAUGUAUAAUGUAUGUAGGCCUAUAUCUUGUUACAUGUAUAUCUUAUUCACAAUGCUCACACUGUUAAUCUGGAGACAUGUAUUUCUAUGCAAUUAUUAGCACUUUAUCUUUCCAAAAUAAUAAUAAUAAUAAUAAUAAUAAUAAUAAUAAUAAUAAUACAUUUAAUUAUUGUUAGUUACAUCAUUUAAUUUAGUUAAUUUAUUGAAGGAAAUGACUUGGAAAAAGCAAUAAGACAUUUAUAAACAUACCAUUCUUGGCACAUUAAAGUACCUCUAAAAUUUUCUAAACAUUUAGAUUAAACUAUUUUAUUUAUUUAUACAUAUGUGUCUAUUAAGCUGUGUUUAUACAAUCAAAAUGUGUUUGACAUGAGAGUGAGUAAAUGACGACUAUGGACAUAUUCCACAAAGUUUGACAACCAGAAAGUGUCCACACAUUUGAUUUUGAAUAGUAUCUAUUGUUUUUGAUGUUCAUACAGUCUAAGUUGAAAUAUAUAUUUGUGCUAUAUUUCUUUAAAAUAAAUGCCACUUUGUUAUAU
Messenger RNA from Myxocyprinus asiaticus (Chinese sucker), 2578 nucleotides. RefSeq lists its product as uncharacterized. The coding region runs from base 105 to 1754 and encodes 549 amino acids. NCBI's taxonomy places the organism in Eukaryota, Metazoa, Chordata, Actinopteri, Cypriniformes, Catostomidae. The transcript is spliced from 4 exons. The record is from RefSeq and is a predicted model, not a curated record.